AUGACCUCCCGCUCGCUGCCUUUGCCGAAUGUUGACGCCCUUGCCGUCCUGCCAUCAAUGGCCGAUAACAGCUUUCGCGCCGACGGGCCCUACACUGACGGCAUCUGGAAUGUUUUGUCCCCCUCCCUUCGCAGCCUCAGUCAAGCGGCCAGGACUGAGCAGGGAAUGACUCUCCUGGACGCGUACUUUGGGACAGAAGGGGCUAACGAGAUUGCGGGUUUUCUGCAUCGAGACAAAGAGACGGCAUGA
Messenger RNA from Penicillium riverlandense, 249 nucleotides. RefSeq lists its product as uncharacterized. The transcript has a single exon. The record is from RefSeq and is a predicted model, not a curated record. Bases 1 to 249 code for a protein of 82 amino acids. Lineage: Eukaryota; Fungi; Ascomycota; Eurotiomycetes; Eurotiales; Aspergillaceae.